AUGGCAUCUGCCCUCAACAGCAAAAUCCACCCACCGGGAACCUGCGCGAGCUCCAAAGCCGACACCCGGGCUGGCUCCGGGUGGAGAAUGGACUGUGAUCCUGAGAUGCACGUGAAAAUGUGCAAGAAGAUUGCUCAGCUCACCAAGGUGAUUUAUGCCCUGAAUACCCGCCAGGAUGAGGCAGAGGCCAGUGCUGAGUCACUACGGGAAGCCUACCAGGAAGAGCUCCAGGACGCAGUGGCUGAAACCAGGGCCAGACUCCUGCAGGAGCAGGGCUACACCAGUGAAGAUGCAGAGACCCUUCUGGAGCGCAUCCACACCCUGGAGAGCGCCUUGGAGCUGCAGAAGAGGCUGACGCAGGAGGCCCUGGCUGAGUCAGCCUCCUGUAAGUUAGAAACCAAAGAAAGGGAGCUGCGGGUGGAGGCUGAGCAUGCUGAACGGGUCCUGAUACUUUCCAAGGAGAUGCUGGAGCUCAAGGCUGAUUAUGAGAAGAGGUUCCAGCUGCUGACUAGCCAUGAGGGACCACAGUGGGGCCAGCUAUCCCAAGAGAGCCCUGAUGCCACCACAGCAGAGUCUGGCCAGCGACCGGAGAUGCACCAAGUCCUGUUGGAAGUGGAGCGCUUGCGAGCUGAAAACCAGCAGCUGAGCCAGGAUUAUGCCCGCAAAGCAGAGGAGCUUCAGGCCACCUAUGAGCGGGAAAACGAGGCCAUCCGGCAGGCCAUGCAGCAGUCGGUCAGCGAGGCCCUGUGGCAGUGGCAGGAGAAAGAAUCAGGCCUUCGAAAGAACUUCCAGGUCCAGGAGUCGGCCCUGCAGGCUCGCGUCAGGAAGCUGGAAGGGGACGUGGAGCACAGAGGGCGCAAGAUAAGUGACCUGAAGAAGUAUGCCCAGAAGCUGAAAGAAAGGAUUCAGGACCUGGAUGCCCAGCUGAGGGAGGCUCGGCGGGAGAAUUCAGAGCUGAAGAGCACCGCAAGAAAACUCAGCGAGAAGUUGGCUGUUGCCAAAGACAGAUUGAUGCUACAGGAGUGUCAUACGACAGGGAAAACUGAUAACAUGAAGACUGAGAACGAAGCCCCAAGGAAAACAAACUACCUGGAAGCCUGCGAUCCUCAUCCUCAGCAGGACCAAGGCUUUCCCAAGUUGUGCUACUGCAGUAGAAGAGGCUCAGAAACACAGGUAGUCAAGAAAGAAGCAAGUGGCGAACUAGAACGCGUGAAGCAGAAAUACGAAGAAGGCCUUCGUGAAGUCAGACAUCAGACCGAAGAGGAGAAGCAAGAGCUCCGAGAGCAGCUAGGGAAGCGCCUGGAAGAGCUGGUGGAGAAACACACGGUGGAAAUGAAGUCGCUGCGCUCGACUGUGGAAGUGGAGAGAAAGAAGCUGAAGGAAAUGGAAGCUCGGUUGGAAGAAGUAAAGACAAAAUCAGAAAGGGAAAUAAAGCAGCUGGAAGAUGAGAAAGCUGCCCUCAGUGUGAAGCUUCAGAGUUCUCUACUGGAGGAUCCAUGCUCAACGCCAAAGGAACCUUCCCAGAUACUGCCCAGAGAGGAGGACCCAGAGAAGCUGACAGCUGAAGAAGGAACCAGCAGCGAUGAAGAAGAGAGCUGCAGGAUUGGAGAAUCCCUCAAGGAAGGAAGUGACCUGAAACCUCCACUGGGCUCUGUGCUAAAGGAGAAGGCAGUGGAGAUUGGAUAUCAACCAGAGGAAUGGCAAAGCCAAAAGGCCAAGCUACAAAUCCAGACCACAGAGGAGCCACUGAAGAAGGAGUCCAGUCACUGCCUCCAGGUCCAACGCCAGGCACACCUGCCAGAGGUCCAGGUCCUAGAGAAGGCCAGGCAAGAGCUGCAAGAGGAACGUGAGCAGAUGCAAGCCCAGCAACUUCUGCUGCUUGAAUCCCUGAAGCAGGAGCUGACAGAGCAGCGAGCUGCCUGCUCUGAGCAUCUGAAGGCCCUGGAGAUGCUACAGAAUGAGCAAAGGGCCGUGGACCCUUUGGGGAAGUGGCAGGCCAUCAAUCAGUGUUCAGGGGAUGGCACAGACCACACCUUUAUUACAGAGGGUGUGGAUGUUACAGGGCCUCCUGGCUCUGUGCCCUGCACUGUAGAGAAAGGGCUCCUGGAGGAGAAUGCUCAGCUCCAAGACACUAUACUACGCCUGCGCGCGGAAGUGGAACAGCACCUUCAGGAGGCGCUGCAGCUGCGUGAGCAGCACCGGUUGCUGGAGGAGAACCAGAAAGCCCAGAGAGCCAUGGAGGUGGAAGCUGUCCACCAGGAGCACCGGAAGGAGAUGCAGGCCAUGGUGGCAGACUUCAGUGGUGCCCAGGCCCGGCUCCAGGCCAGGCUGACUGCUCUGGAAGCUGAGCUGAAAGAUUCUGGAGAGAAGCCAGGGAAAGGAUCUUCACGGCCUGAGGACCUGCAGCUCAUAGGCCGCCUGCAGACACGUCUGAAGGAGAGAGAGGACAUGAUCAGGCAGCUCACGGAAGAGAGAAGAUUUCACUACUCAGCGUUCCCCAGUGCAAUGUCCCAUCGGAAUCGGUCCUUCUCUUUCAAUCCUCACCCGGGAUACUUGACCCCUUCCAUGAAGAAAAAGAAGAUGGAGGAAGUGCCCAGCCGAGUGGUCAGUGUGCCAAACCUUGCAUCCUAUGCGAAGAACUUUCUGAGUGGAGAUCUGAGCUCCAGGAUCAAUGCCCCUCCCAUAACAAAAUCACCCAGCCUGGAUCCAAGCCCCAGCUGUGGCCAGCCUUACAAACCCACCCAGCUACUUGAUGGGAAAACUGCCACAAGGGCACAAGAUGGAGAGCCAAGCCAAGCCAAAGAGGCCCAGCAGAAGCAAGGCUCUGCACACCAGGAGUGGUUUACCAAGUACUUUUCAUUCUAAGCUUGUCUUUGGAAUCUGUUCCAAGGAGCUCAUUGGCAUCAUUUCAACCAUCUGAAGGAACGAAUUAGAAUCACCCAACCAGGUAACUAGCUGG
Phodopus roborovskii (desert hamster) is the source of this 2959-nucleotide messenger RNA. RefSeq names its product family with sequence similarity 184 member B (gene Fam184b). The transcript is spliced from 16 exons. The coding region runs from base 1 to 2865 and encodes 954 amino acids. The record is from RefSeq and is a predicted model, not a curated record. NCBI's taxonomy places the organism in Eukaryota, Metazoa, Chordata, Mammalia, Rodentia, Cricetidae.